Erinaceus europaeus (western European hedgehog) is the source of this 1264-nucleotide messenger RNA. Its product is annotated as putative MAGE domain-containing protein MAGEA13P. NCBI's taxonomy places the organism in Eukaryota, Metazoa, Chordata, Mammalia, Eulipotyphla, Erinaceidae. Bases 41 to 1093 code for a protein of 350 amino acids. The record is from RefSeq and is a predicted model, not a curated record. The transcript has a single exon. Gene Ontology annotation, cellular component: nucleus. Gene Ontology annotation, biological process: negative regulation of transcription by RNA polymerase II.
ACCAGCUGCCACCUGCCUGCUUACCCCAGCCCCAGUCAUCAUGUCUCAUAUCCCAAAGAGUCAGGGCCUGGAGAUCCCAGGGGCCCGGAAGACCGAAGAAAGUGCACAGAGCUGGCUGGACACCAUGGUGUCCUCAGCUGAAGAGGAGGAGAAGGGCACAUUCUUUGAAGAGAGCACGUCAGAGGAAGAGUAUGUCUUGGAGACGCCCAGUGCCCCCCAGAACUCCCCAGAAGUCUACCACAUUUACACUCUGAUCCAGGCCAUCCCGUGCAGCCACCCUGGUGAGAGUUCCAGCAGCCAGGAGGGCGAGGGCAGCGCCUCCCAGGCCGAAGCACAGCCACAAGAGUUUCUGAUCGGUGACCAGCUGGACAAGAAGGUGGCAGAGUUGGUGAAGUUCCUGAGCUUCAAGUACAGAAUCAAGGAGCCUAUCACCAAGGCAGAAAUGCUGACGAAUGUCAUCAAAGAGCAAGAGGCCCACUUCCCCAUCAUCUUCAACAAAGUGUGUGAGUGCAUGGAGGUGGUCUUUGGCUUAGAAGUGAAGGAGGUGGAUGCCAGCAGCCACUCGUAUGAGCUCCACAAAAUCCUGGAUCUCACCUACGACGGCAUGCUGAAUGAUAACAGCUUGCCCAAGACGGGCCUCCUCAUCCUCAUCCUGGGUGUGAUCUUCAUGGAGGGCAACGUUGCCUCUGAGGAGAAGGUGUGGGAGGUGCUCAGUAUGAUCGGGGUGUGUGCAGGCAGGAGAGAUUUCAUCUAUGGAGAGCCCAGGAAGCUCAUCACCAAAGAUCUGGUGCAGGAGAGGUACCUGGAGUACCGGCAGGUGGCGGACAGCGAUCCUCCCAGCUAUGAGUUCCUGUGGGGUCCCCGGGCCUGUGCUGAAACCACCAAGAUGAAGGUCCUCCAGUUCUUCUCCAAGGUCAGUGGCACUGUGCCCACUUCCUUCCCAUCCCGCUAUGAGGAAGCUCUGAGAGAUGAGUUGGAGAGAGCCCAGGCCAGAAUUGCUGCCUUGCAUGGCUCACGGGCCCCAGGUGAGGAAGAUUCCAGCAGCGUCGAGUCUGGCAGCGAGUCUGGUGGCGCCAAGUCCUGCCCGGAGUGAAGCCCAAGGGAGGUUCUCUGCUCAGUUUCAACAAGGCCUUCCAGGCUCUACAGAAUGGAGGACUGAGCCGCACUUUUGCUUCCUGUGUGCUGUGUUCUAAGCCGUUUCCCUAUUUUAGAGCUCUCCAGUUUUGCUGUCGAAGUUUCUGAAGGAUUUUGGUGAUAGAGCUAU